Molecule: messenger RNA, 905 nt
Organism: Amborella trichopoda
Lineage: Eukaryota; Viridiplantae; Streptophyta; Magnoliopsida; Amborellales; Amborellaceae
Source: RefSeq, a predicted model, not a curated record
AUAUCCACACUGCAAUUUCACACUAAAACGCCCAAAACUAAAAGACUCACUCCAUAAGAGAAGAAGAAGAAGGCAAGAGAAGAAGAUGGCAAAGCUGGUAUUUUUAGCUGUGAUUCUGGUUGCCUCUCUAACUUUAGAGGUGAGUGGUAGGAAGUUAGCUGAGCAACCAAAAACUGAGCUAAUGGCGGGCCAUAAGAAAUCUUCGGAGCCAGCCAAGAUUGGAAAAGAGUUAGAGGACCAGAAGAACUUCAUCGGCUUUGCUGGACUUGGCGCAGCUGCCGGAGUUGGUGCAGUCGGUGGCGUGGCUGGAGGCUUGCCGACGUUUGGCGGGCUAGGCUCAGGCGUCGGAGGAGGAAUUGUCGGAGGUGGUCUUGGUGGUGCAGGUGGCGGUCUUGGUGGUGUAGGUGGUGGUCUUGGGGGUCUUGGUAGUGCAGGUGUAGGUGGUGGUCUUGGGGGUCUUGGUAGUGCAGGUGUAGGUGGCGGUCUUGGUGGUGUAGUUGGCGGUCUUGGUGGUGUAGGUGGCGGUCUUGGCGGUCUUGGCGGUGGAGUUGGGGGUGGUGCCGGCUCUGCUGGUGGGUUUGGCGGUGGUGCUGGUGGUGGCGCUGGUGGGAUCCUGCCUUGAGCUUAUGCUCUAUGGGGAUAGAUUGGAAUAAUUUCAUUCUAUUUGUUUUAGUGAGGGUUUCAUUUUGUUGUUUGUUUCAGAUCGUUUGUUAUUCGUUGUCAAAGCAAUGCACAGCUAGUGCACAGGCGUGUAUGGUGGUCAUAUAUGGUCUUCCAUUAAGACUAGACUUGUUGUUUAGUUUGUUGAGUGUUACGUUCUAUUGUCAAAAUGUUAUACAAAUGUUUUUAAGUGGGUAUUGUUUCUCAUCAUGUUUGCUUAUACAAGUCUCUCUCUGGUUAUUUAA